Messenger RNA from Lytechinus pictus (painted urchin), 2580 nucleotides. Its product is annotated as lanC-like protein 3. NCBI's taxonomy places the organism in Eukaryota, Metazoa, Echinodermata, Echinoidea, Temnopleuroida, Toxopneustidae. Gene Ontology annotation, cellular component: plasma membrane. Bases 130 to 1389 code for a protein of 419 amino acids. Gene Ontology annotation, biological process: carbohydrate metabolic process; peptide modification. The transcript has 5 exons. The record is from RefSeq and is a predicted model, not a curated record.
AACAAAAGGCGUGCCAUAUCUAUUCACAGCCCGGUGCAAUGUAAACAAACGCGAACAAAGUGAGCCACGAAUUUGCGCCUUUUAAAUGGCAAUUAUAUUUGCGGCCUGAAGUACACAGUCAACUCCAACAUGGCGGCCAGUGGCAUGGCAAGGAUGAGGUAUUUUGAGAACAAAAUGCCGGACUGUGGCUACGAUCAGGAGGUCCAAAUUCCAGUCGACCAGAUCCGUGCUCGAAUCGUAGCGGUAAUCGAAGCUCUUCGGCAGAACGUGGUGCCGAACCAACAGGCCUGCGAGGGUGGCGUGUAUGUUGGGAUCGCUGGAAUCGCCUAUGCGCUGCUGUACGUGGCUCAAUCAAAACAGAUCCCAGAGAAAGAGAGUGAAUAUUUAGAACUCGCUGAGCAGUAUAUAGCUCAAGCAUUGGACUAUGAAGAGAAAAAACGAUCGCCAGAAACUCGAUCAGCAUUUCUUCUCGGAUCAGCAGGAGUUUAUGCAGUGGCAUCUCUCUUGUACAGAGCGCUGGGAAAAGAAGAAAAGGUGCAAGAAUAUAUCGGGAAAUAUGCAGGUCUAGCAGGGAUAUGUUGUCAGCCCGGAGAUUAUCUUGGCUGUGGAUCAGAUGAAGUACUGGUAGGAAGAGCGGGGUAUUUAUGUGGAGCGGAAAUGCUCACCAAGAAACUCGGUCAACAGGUUCUGAGUGAUGAAGUGACUUUCAUGAUCUGUCGAGCCAUAGUAGAUUCUGGGCGGAGCUAUUCACAAAGGCAUAAAUCACAAUCACCGCUAAUGUAUGCAUAUUACCAGACAGAAUAUUUAGGUGCUGCACACGGCCUUUCUGGAAUCGUCCAGAUGCUGCUCAACUAUCCAACCUUUGUCAAGUCCGACCCGUCUAUCGAGGCCGACGUCAAGAACACAGUGGAUUAUCUAAUCUCGUGUAGAUCACCGGAUUACAACAUCCCGCCUACUGUAGCCGAGUGUAUCCAGCAACGUCCUCCCGAGCAUCAACUCGUCCAUUGGUGUCAUGGUGCACCAGGUGUUAUCUACCUGUUUGCCAAGGCUUUCCUGCUCUGGAAGGACCCCAUGCACCUCAUCGCGAGCAGAAAAUGUGCCGACCUGACGUGGCAGAAAGGGCUCCUCAGGAAAGGCCCCGGUAUCUGCCACGGCAUCACCGGCAACGGCUACGUCUUCCUACUCACCUACCGCCUGACCGGGGAUUGCAAGUUCAUCCACAGAGCCCUGCAGUUCUCCGAGUUCAUGCAGACGGAGGAGUUUGUGAAGGGGGCGAGGUGUCCGGACGCUCCGUUAAGUUUGUUCGAGGGCUGGGCUGGUGCAGUUUGCUUUCUCACUGAUCUUCUUCAGCCGCAUAAUGCAGAGUUUCCCUUCUUUGAUGUGUUCUAAUGAUCUCUAAUAACCAUGAAAAGUGUCAGUAUACGGAGGUCCUUAACCUGUUGGAGAGUGGGUGUAUAUGAAAUAUGUGUAUUAUUGCAUUAUUAUCUGGUCUCCAGGUCUCCAAUGGGUUAAUAAUCUUGAAUGACAAGUCAGCCAAAACAACUUGAUUUUAAUGAAUCAUGUCAAAUCAAACAAGCAUAGCAUUAUUCAUAAAGAGAAUUUCAUUAAAAUCAGAUGUAGUUUGUAACAGUAAUCAGGUAUUACUGAACAUCCUGCAUGAGUUUCAGGUCACAUGACCAAGGUCAAAGGUCAUUUUGGGUCAAUGAACUUAGACCAUUUCGGGGGAAUAAACAUUGAUAUCUUAACAUACGGUUAAUUUUUUUGGGGAAUGUCAUCAUAAGUAUUUGGACCUAGUUCAUGAAACUUAGACAUAAGGGUAUUGAAGUAUCAGUGAAAUUCCUGCAUGAGUUUCUGGUCACAUGAUCAAGGUCAAAGGUCAUUUAAGGUUAAUGAACUUUGGCCAGAUUGGGGGUAUUCAUUGAAUUGCCAUCAUAACUUUAAAAGCUUAUGGAUAUAGUUCUUGAAAUGUUGACAUAGGGGUAAUGAAGUAUCACUGAUCAUCUUGCACAAGUCUUAGGUCACAUGAUUAAGGUCAAAUGUCAUUUAGGGUCGAUGAACAGAGUAUUUUAUUAUAUGAAUGGUGUUUUUUGUGAAUUAUUAUUCUAUAGUCGCUUCCAAAGUCAGCACUGCUGCUAUAUUGAAUCGCGCAAUGCAGGCGAGACUGCUAGAGGCGCUCCACUUGUUUUAAUAGGGGGUGCUGGCUUGGAAGAAAAAUUUGACAUGCCAAAAAAAAAAAAGGUUUUCACAACAAAAUGAAGGUGAUUUUGGUUAUAUUUCUCCUUUUUAGCAUACCACCCUGAAUUCCAGGGGGUGCUACCUAUGGUGUAUGGCCUAUGUGUAACAUCCGCAGUACCCCCAAACAAAUCUUUGGGGAGGGGAGGGGGGAGGGGCUGAAUCAACCAAACCACCCCUGCUUCCCAGGGGGGGGGGGGGCUGUCACAAAUGGACAACUUAGUCAGAGUGUGCCGAUGUACAUAUGUACUGUAUGAGUUGCCAGCCGUUUUUGUCUUCUUAUCCCAUUUCUUUAAUAUCAAGCACAAAUUAUCAAACAUAAUAUAUAUCAAGAAUUCAAAUUAUUUA